This is a messenger RNA of Vairimorpha ceranae, 315 nucleotides long. Its product is annotated as ring-box protein 1. Gene Ontology annotation, cellular component: nucleus; cullin-RING ubiquitin ligase complex. Gene Ontology annotation, biological process: protein ubiquitination; ubiquitin-dependent protein catabolic process. The record is from RefSeq and is a predicted model, not a curated record. Gene Ontology annotation, molecular function: cullin family protein binding; ubiquitin protein ligase activity; zinc ion binding. Bases 1 to 315 code for a protein of 104 amino acids. NCBI's taxonomy places the organism in Eukaryota, Fungi, Microsporidia, Nosematidae. The transcript has a single exon.
AUGAAAGAUAAACAAAUUAUUAAAUUAAAAAAGUGGAAUUUAGUAGGAUUGUGGUCACUUGACAUGCAAGUGGAGACAUGUGCAAUAUGUAGGAAUCAUAUUAUGGAUUCAUGUGUAGAGUGUCAAAAUGGUCUAUUAAAUGAAGAAGCAUGUAGUGUUUCAUGGGGUACAUGUAAUCAUGCUUUCCAUUCUCAUUGCAUAUCAAGAUGGCUUAUAUCAAAGAAUGUAUGUCCUUUAGAUACUAAGCCAUGGGUUUAUUAUCAGCCAAAACAAGAUACUUCUGAUUCAACACUUAAUGUUAAAUAUUAUCAAUAA